AUGGAAGUUCUUAAAGGGACACUGACAGGGAAGGACACCUUCACAAGUGCAGAACCUGGGUACCAGGAGCGGAAGUUCUUGGUAUUCGAGAGUUGCCUCGAGCAGCUGUUUUCUGUAUGCAAGACUUGCUACAGCCCUUGCGACGUCUCCAUGAAGGGGGUUGGUACUCUGCUCGUGGUACGGACCUCUUGCCCUGCAGGGCACACGAACCGCUGGGACAGCCAACCGUACAUCAACGGCAAGGGGGCGGGGAACCUGCUCCUCACAUCUCUCGUGCUCUUCACGGGUGCCUCCCCAACCAGAACGCUGCGCCUGUUCCAGUUGAUGAACAUCCAGGUCUUCUCAAAAAAGACCUACUUCAACUACCAGCGAGCAAUUUUGGUCCCAGCUGUUGAAGAGGUGUGGAGAGACGAGCAAGAGAAGCUGAUGGAAGAGCUCCGUGACCAGCCCCUCGACCUCGCUGGUGAUGGGAGGUGUGACUCUCCUGGCUUUAGUGCCAAAUACCUAACGUAUUCCCUGCACGUGCCCUCUGUCAACAAGAUCCUGCACUUUGAGCAAAUUCAGGUUGGAGAGAAACUGAAAAACUACUUGCGCCACUUUACGGAAACUUUGCAGUGCGAAGCGGUGCGCUGCAGCGGGCACAUGGAAAAGGAAGGUCUUGUGCGGUCCCUUGCUUUCACAAGGGACAACCAGCUCACUGUGCAGUCCCUGGCCACCGACAGGCACCGUUCCAUCGGGAAACACAUGCGGGAAAAAGAACCGGCCAUCCUGCACUACUUCGACGUAUGGCACGUCUCAAAAAGCUUGCUUUACGAACAGAUUGUGUUCAGAAUAGGGCGUCAAGAAGAACCUCAAUGCUGCAGGCAAGAGAAGGACUGCAGGUCGAUUGCUGACUCGGCCCAACCAGCAGUGAACCACUUGUAUUGGUGUGCCGCAGCUAGCCAGGGCAACGCUGAACUUCUCGUGGAUGCCUGGUGCAGCAUGACCAGGCACGUGGUCAACAUCCACACAGACCACCCUGGCAUCUACACCACAUGCUUCCACAACCCCAUCGAAGAAGGCGAAUGGCUGGUGCCAGACACGCCUGCGCAUGCCCGGUUCGUUGACGUGGUGACGAGCAAGUCCUUGCUCAAGGACCUACGCCAACUGUCUCCACACACCCAGACGUACGCUUUGGAAUCUUUCCAUAGCGUGCUGAAUGGUUUUGCACCAAAGACCCGCAUAGCUGCGCUCCACUAUAACGAAAAUGGCAACCGGGAGUAG
Ixodes scapularis (black-legged tick) is the source of this 1263-nucleotide messenger RNA. RefSeq lists its product as uncharacterized. The transcript is spliced from 8 exons. NCBI's taxonomy places the organism in Eukaryota, Metazoa, Arthropoda, Arachnida, Ixodida, Ixodidae. The coding region runs from base 1 to 1263 and encodes 420 amino acids. The record is from RefSeq and is a predicted model, not a curated record.